AUGAUUAGAAGACAGGCCAGAGAGAGAAGAGAAUAUUUAUAUAAAAAGGCACUUGAGUUGCAAGAGACUGCUCAGCUUGAAAAGAGACAAAAGUUGAAAGCUGCACUUGCAUCUGGUAAACCACUCUCAAAAGAAUUGAGUGAAGACACCGAACUUCAUAAGAAUUUCAGAUAUGAUGAGAGUGAACAGACAGAAAUCGAUGACGAAUACCUGGCCAUGAGUGGUGUAAAUGAUCCAAGAAUCAUCGUGACCACAUCCAGAAACCCAUCGGUCAAGUUGCUACAGUUUUCGAAGGAGAUUAAAUUGAUGUUUCCAAACUCCAUGAAGCUAAAUAGAGGAAGUUACAUCAUUCCCGAGCUUGUCAAGUCGUGUGCCAAAGCCAACAUUAAUGACUUGAUCGUGUUACACGAACACAGAGGUGUUCCAACGUCAUUAACUAUCUCGCAUUUCCCCCACGGCCCUUCGGCCAUUUUCACCUUGCACAACGUCAAAUUGAGACAUGAUUUGCCUAACAUUGGAAAUAUUUCCGAGGUUUAUCCACAUCUCAUUUUCCAAAACUUCUCGACCAAAUUGGGUCAAAGAGUGGAGAAGAUCUUGAAGCAUUUGUUUCCUCCUGGAGCCAAGAAGGACAGUUCAAGAGUCAUCACAUUCAUCAAUAACGACGACUUCAUCAGCGUUAGACAUCAUGUUUAUGUCAAAACCAAAGAAGGAGUGGAGUUGAGUGAGGUGGGCCCAAGAUUUGAGAUGAAGCUUUAUGAAUUGAGAUUGGGGUUGAUUGAUAACAAAGAUGCUGAUAUUGAAUGGAAGACCAGAAGAUUUGUCAGAACGGCCAACAGAAAGAACUAUUUGGCGGAGUAG
Sungouiella intermedia is the source of this 858-nucleotide messenger RNA. The record is from the annotation of a GenBank genome assembly. Lineage: Eukaryota; Fungi; Ascomycota; Pichiomycetes; Serinales; Metschnikowiaceae.